AUGAGGCGUGGUCGAGCGGGAGCUGGUUAUCGUCGUGGUCCGGGACGACCACGGAAACAACCUAUUGAGGCUGAGGAACCAGAACCAGCAACUCAGGAGGCGGAUUCUUCUAGGGAUCCAAAGGAUGUUGAGACGGCUAGUCGGGGACAGACCCAUCAGACUCCUAGAGAUCAGGGACGUCAGCCUCAGGAGAUCGCUUCAAUCAUACCAUCUGGUAGGAAUCGGGAAUUUCAGCCUCAGGGUAUUCCCUCCGGGAUACCAUCAGCAUUUCCUACUCCUGCUACUACUGAUUGGAUGAGGGACAGAGCUCGGAUACCGUUGCUGGCGAGGUCCGUCAAGGACAGAUUUACCUUAUAUUUGGGCGGAGCAGAUCCUUGGGCUGCUCGAAGUUGGUUGAAGAAUGUAGAGAGCACCUUUGAGUACCUGAGUUGCACGGAUGAGGAGAAAGUGGAACUGGCAGCGUAUCAUCUCCGAGAUCAAGCAGUCAUAUGGUGGGACAUGCAGAAGACGAUCUUUGGAGAGCAGCGCAUCACAUGGGCGAUGUUCCGAGACGCGUUUGAGCGGCAAUAUUUCCCAGCGACUUUCUGUCUAGCUCGACGCCAGGAAUUUCUGAAUCUCAAGCAGGGCGACCGGUCAGUGAUGGAGUACAAUGCUGAAUUCUGUAGGUUGGCAGAAUUUUAUCCUCACUUAGUGGCACAAGAUUAUGAUCGUAUGCAGCAGUUCACUCAGGGUCUUGCAGCAUACAUUCGGAUUCGGAUGUUAGGAUUUCCAGGUAGUUCCUAUCGGGAGGUUCUAGAUCGAGCACUAUUCAUAGAGAUGACUCAGCAGCAAAGUCACACCAGGAAUAGUUGCCCGUUGGAUCAUGCUAUAUGUUUCUACUGUAAACUUCCGGGGCAUGAGAGUCGGGAUUGUACUCUGAAAGCACAGUUGGAGGCUCCUAAAGCUACAUCUCAGGGGGAAUCAUCCUCUCAGUCACGUUCACAGAGGAGAUCGCAGAAGACCCAGAGUGCCCCACGUCAGCAACGACCACAGCCUUCUCAGGGACAGAUAUACCAUGUGCAGGGUCAGGAGCCAGCGACUACACAGUAUUCUGCCGCAGCGUUUUCUCAUCAGGCAUUUCCAGCACAGCAGGAUUUUCAUCCACAUCAGCCUUACUCAGCAUAUCAGCAGCAGCCUCAGUCUCAGUAUCAGCAGCCGGUUCCCACACCUAAGAUGCCAGCGCAGGCCACUUCAGGGAUACCACCGCCGAGCUCAGAGGUGGGUCGUGUUUAUGCGGUUACACGGGAGGAGGCGCAGCGAGCUGAGGGAUCGGUUUUCCGAGGUACUAUUUCAGUUUAUACAUUUACGGCAGAUUUAUUGAUAGAUACUGGUAGUUCCCAUUCAUUCAUAUCUCGAGUAUUUCUGGGUAAAAUCGGGAGAUUGCCUAGUCGUCGGACACACGGGCUGACAGUAUCUCUACCAUCUGGCGAGGUACUAAGUAUUAGUCUGGAAGUCAAAGGAUCUCCUUUAGACUUCAAUGGUCAGACUAUUAUGGUGGAUCUGCAGGUAUUGGAGAUGGUGGAAUUUGACAUUAUUUUGGGCAUGGAUUGGCUGGCCAUGAACCAUGCCACAGUUGACUGCAGAGCAAGAGUAGUCACAUUCCGACCUCCCGGUUUACCAUCGUGGUCAUUCAUCGGAACCGGGGGUGAUGGGAUAUCAGUCAUAUCAGCAAUGCAAGCGAGAAGAUUGUUGUCGCAGGGUUGUCAGGGAUAUUUGCUGUCUAUGGUUAAAGCUGAUACAGAUGCAUUACCACGACUCUCGGACGUUCCUAUUGUUCGAGAAUUUUCAGAUGUAUUCCCUGACGAACUCCCCGGUUUGCCUCCUAAAAGGCAAGUCGAGUUUAUGAUUGAGUUGGUUCUGGGAACCGCACCGGUAUCCAAGACCCCUUAUCGCAUGGCACCAAAGGAGUUAGAGGAGCUGAAGGUUCAGUUACAGGAGCUGUUGGACAGAGGAUUUAUCCGUCCCAGUGUUUCUCCGUGGGGAGCACCAGUACUCUUCGUUAAGAAGAAAGACGGAUCACUGAGACUAUGUAUUGAUUACCGACAAUUGAAUGCGGUCACUAUCAAGAACAAAUAUCCGCUGCCACGUAUAGAAGAUUUAUUUGAUCAGCUGAAGGAUACCUGUGUAUAUUCAAAGAUUGAUUUGCGCUCAGGCUAUCAUCAGCUCAGGGUUGGAGAUGCGGAUAUUCCGAAGACAGCAUUUCGCACUCGUUAUGGUCAUUACGAGUUCUUGGUAAUGCCAUUUGGGCUUACCAAUGCCCCAGCAGUGUUUAUGGAUCUGAUGAACAGAGUGUUCCUGGAGUACUUAGAUCGGUUCGUCAUUGUGUUCAUUGACGAUAUUCUGAUAUAUUCACGAUCUGAGGAGGAGCACAUGCGACAUCUUCGCAUAGUUUUGGAGACGCUUCGGCGAGAACACCUCUAUGCGAAGUUUAGUAAAUGCGCCUUUUGGCUACCUUCGGUGGGUUUUCUUGGACAUGUUGUCUCCAGCAGAGGUAUAUCUGUGGAUCCACAGAAGAUUGAGGCCAUCACUGGUUGGGAGCAGCCGAAGACAGUACAGGAGAUUCGUAGCUUUUUGGGAUUAGUUGGGUAUUAUCGGAGAUUUGUUGAGGGCUUUUCCAGCAUAGCCUUACCAUUGACUCGAUUGACCCGGAAGGGAGAGAAGUUUAGCUGGACAGAAUCUUGUGAGCAGAGCUUCCAGGAGCUCAAACGGAGACUUGUUACUGCACCAGUGUUAGUACUUCCUUCUGGCGUGGAUGGAUUUGUACUUUUCACGGAUGCAUCAUAUCAGGGGCUGGGUGCCGUACUUAUGCAGCGCGAUCGUGUGGUGUCAUAUGCCUCACGUCAGCUGAAGGAUCAUGAGAGGAACUAUCCAGUCCAUGAUUUGGAGUUGGCAGCUAUCAUCUUCGCGCUGAAGAUUUGGCGACAUCAUUUAUAUGGGAUCACCUUUGAGAUUUAUACUGAUCAUAAAAUGGAGCGUAUCAAAGAGGCUCAGGCUACAGAUCAGCAUCUGCAGUUUUUACGUAGCAGAGUUACCUCAGGACAGCAGACAGAGUUUGCUUGUGAUGAUAGUGGAAUUCUGUAUUUCCGCGGCAGAUUAUGUGUCCCUGAGUCACAUCCUGUCCAGGAGGACUUACUACGGGAAGCACAUCGAUCUAGAUUUGCGAUUCAUCCAGGAGGUACUCGCAUGUACAGGGAUCUGAAACGAUCAUACUGGUGGAAUGGUAUGAAGAAGGAUAUUGCGACAUUCGUGGCACAGUGUUUAGUUUGUCAGCAGAUUAAGGAGAGCAUCAGAGACCAGCUGGGUUACUGCAGAAGAUAG
Zingiber officinale is the source of this 3357-nucleotide messenger RNA. RefSeq lists its product as uncharacterized. The transcript has 3 exons. Bases 1 to 3357 code for a protein of 1118 amino acids. The record is from RefSeq and is a predicted model, not a curated record. Gene Ontology annotation, molecular function: nucleic acid binding; zinc ion binding. Lineage: Eukaryota; Viridiplantae; Streptophyta; Magnoliopsida; Zingiberales; Zingiberaceae.